AUGGUCUCCGACGAGAUCUACGACCUCUGCCUGCCCGUCCUUCAGGACGACUCGCUCGAAGACGAGGACAAGACCGAGAAGCUCGAGGAGCUGGUGCGCGAGAAGACGUCGUUGACCGGCAAGGCUCUCGAGGAUGCCGUGCUGGACUCACUCUGGCGCUUCCGCGGCGCCAGCAAUUCGUCCGCUUCGCCGCCCCCCGUCCGCCAUACAAUUAUCCGCCGGUCGUCGCCAGCUCCUUGGCAGGUCGCACGAGCUCCCACGCCUUCUAGCUCCUCGCCGCGUAUAGCCCCGCCGCCCGGCUUUGGUGUUGCGCCCCCCGGCUUCUCGCGCGCCAAGUCCUCCACCGCGUCGCCCUUCACCUCACCGCGCCCCUCGCCGCGCAUGGCCUAUGCAACGCCGCACAUCCCGCACAGUCCGAAUCUGAAUGCCUACGAGUUCAGCGAGCCGAGCCAUACUCCCGAAAUCUACGGCGACUAUGGCAGCGACACGGUGGAUUGGCUGGUGAACGACGAUGUUGCCAGUGUCUCCUCGUCAAUCCACGGGGAUGGCUCCUUAAACGGCGCAGCCGCCGAGUGGGUCCAGCCUUACACUAUGGACAUGGAUCCCUAUGAUAUGCUCCGAUCCAUCCUACGUGACAACCGCUCGAACGAGGAGAUCGAGAAGGCACUGGAAGAAAAUGGCUAUGACUUCACGGCUACCGUGCAGGCUCUCAUGGAUCAAUCUGCCGCGCUUCAGCAGCCAACGCCCGUCAGCCAACCGGAAAAGACAUUCCUGGUUGGCAAGUCCAUGAGCCCCUCGUUCAGGCCUGCAACCCCUGCUGGUCAGAUCAAAACCAACGUCCUGUGCAAGUACUGGCUCACAACUGGCCAUUGCGCUCGAGCCGAUUGCCGCUUUAGCCAUGACCCGAGCAAGACAGUGUGCAAGUACUGGCUGGCUGGGAACUGCCUUGCCGGCGACACUUGUCUGUUCUCACAUGACCCCACGAGCCUGAUGUCCAAGAUGAUGCUCGAAGGAAGCGCGACGCCUCCUACACAGCCAAACUUCCAAGUCCAGGAUUACGAAGCGUUCCCAUCUCUUCAGCAGACGGCAUCUCACCAGUCCAUGCAAAGUCAUUACGCUGAACAGUCUGCUCUUGAACAACUCUACGGUGUUCGAAGCGUUGCCACCCCUCCUCCUGGCUUGAGCCCUUUCCCAACGUUCACGCCUAGCUCCCACCGCACGCAUUCUCGGCCGUCGAGCAGCCGCCAGAUCUCACAUUCACGCGCUUCGACCCCGUCUGCUCCUGCAGCCGAUGAUCCCGAGGCGUUCCCUAGUCUUGCGUCGGCAGCAGCAGCGAAGGGUGGAAAGAAGCAUCACGGAAAGCGUGGUGGCCAUGGACAUGGCAACAAGGAGGGUGGCGCCCCGAAUACGCUCGCUGAUGUUGUCAAGAUGUCGCCUUCUCCUGCCCCAGCUCAGCCGCGCAAAGGCCUUAGACCUGCAAAAAGCUUCAAUGGCAGCAGAGAGAACAGUGCGGCUGCGCAGGCAAUCCCUGCGCCUGAGCAUAUUCCUUGGCUUGAGACCGGCGAUGCUGCAAACAAGGCAUAUCUCAAGGCUCGGCAGGAGGCUUUCAAACACGGUGGCCUGCGCAACAAGUUCCUCCAAAGUGCCGCACAAGCAUGGAACCGCAACGACUCCCGCGCGGCCAAGGCCCUCAGCCUUCGAGGCCAGAGUGAAAACAACCUUAUGCGGCAAGCUCAUCGCGAGGCAGCCGAGCAUCUCUACAAUGAACGCAACAAGGACAAUAGCCCUAAUGCAAAGGAGCUCUAUGUCGACCUGCAUGGUCUCCAUCCGGAAGAGUCAGUGCAGUAUCUCUCGAAGAUCCUCAUGCAACAUCAAAACUCGACCCGUCCCAUCUAUGCUAUUACUGGCACUGGUCACCACAGCAAGAACGGCAAAGACAAGGUUGGCAAGGCUGUGCGCGGGUUUCUCAAUGAGUGGCGUUACGUGUUUCGUGAGUUCAGCGUGCCGGGCGACCGCGGCAAUGUCGGUGGCAUCCUCGGCAUUGAUCCCAGUUCGUGGGACCGUAGUCUGGAGCGAGAGCGCCUCGAUAGUGGCGUGGGUAGCAGUAACGGCGAAGAAGAGAGAUCUGGUGACAAGCUCGGUGAGAGCACGAAGAUUAGGGUCAUUAAGGCUGAGCAGGCGAGUGCUGGCGGCGUGCCUACGGGUCCGAGGGUUAGGUGA
Messenger RNA from Lasiodiplodia theobromae, 2220 nucleotides. RefSeq names its product Zinc finger CCCH-type protein. The transcript has 4 exons. The record is from RefSeq and is a predicted model, not a curated record. Gene Ontology annotation, cellular component: nucleus. Gene Ontology annotation, biological process: negative regulation of DNA-templated transcription. Gene Ontology annotation, molecular function: RNA binding; metal ion binding. Bases 1 to 2220 code for a protein of 739 amino acids. NCBI's taxonomy places the organism in Eukaryota, Fungi, Ascomycota, Dothideomycetes, Botryosphaeriales, Botryosphaeriaceae.